ACAUGUCCCAGCCUCCGAAUAACGCGAUACAUGGAUGUCCUCACCGACCCCAUUCACCUCGAUCGACAUGAAGCUUACAUGACACAGGAGGACGAGGAUCCGUGCUCAGAUUGUGGCUUUUUCUACGUUCUUUUUCUAACCAAGAGCACACAGGAGGAACUGAUUCGAUCCAAUCUUAAACCCCGAUUACAGGUAGAUUAUGAUAUUGUGCUAUCUCCCACAUACCAAGUCCCCGUUUUAUACUUUGCUCUGCGGUGGCUUCAUCAAAAUGGCCCAAUAGGGCUAGAUGCCGUCUAUCAAUAUCUCGUCCCAGAGCAAUAUCAAUCACAGGUCAAAAGUGUGGGUGUGAUGGGUGGGAUCAGCUUAGGCUAUCAUCCAGAUUCGGGCACUCCGGCCUUUUUCGUUCACCCGUGCAACACUGCCGACGCCAUGGCUCAGGUGGCAGACGCUCAGAGCAUCACCCCGGGGACGUAUCUUCUCAUCUGGCUCGGUCUCGUGGGUCAUUGUGUGAACCUGCACAUCCCACGGGAACUGGUCGCCUCGGGACCUGCCCUAUCCAACGACCCUUUAGAAGAAAAAAAAACAUUGAAAAAUGAAAAAUGA
Molecule: messenger RNA, 603 nt
Organism: Penicillium malachiteum
Lineage: Eukaryota; Fungi; Ascomycota; Eurotiomycetes; Eurotiales; Aspergillaceae
Product: ATG3/ATG10 family protein
Exons: 3
Biological process (GO): protein lipidation; macroautophagy; protein modification by small protein conjugation
Cellular component (GO): intracellular anatomical structure
Molecular function (GO): Atg12 transferase activity
Source: RefSeq, a predicted model, not a curated record